This is a messenger RNA of Seminavis robusta, 1746 nucleotides long. NCBI's taxonomy places the organism in Eukaryota, Bacillariophyta, Bacillariophyceae, Naviculales, Naviculaceae. The record is from the annotation of a GenBank genome assembly.
CUUCAUUUUCCUCGCUAAUGUUUGGUUUUGUUUGAUAUUUUAGGCAAAAGAAUGAGCGAAGACCAAGAAACUCUCACUCGACUCACAAUUGACGUCUUCCACAUUUGUAAAGCACAUUCUCGUUCUCUCUCUACAGUUACUACGCAUCUCUUUCAUCGACAAUGUUCUCCAAAUACGGCAACAACUACUACGGCAACCUUGGUACUACCCAGGUCGCCUCCACGACAACCAACAGCUUGACCAAUGCCACUGGCAACAAUGGACGACGUGCUUUUCGGGAUGUCACGAACGCUAAGGCUAACAUGAAUGCCAAGGCUCGGCAGGGUUUGCACGGUGGACUCAACAAGACGCAAAAGCCCCAACAAGCUCCUAGAAUCCAGAUUGCCGUCGAUCCCCAGACAUCCCUUCAUUCGUUCAGCAAUCUUUCGUCGAAACCGACGCAGCCAAGUGCCCAGCCGAUCAACAAUGACGCGAAAGCAAACGGUUCGGUACCCAGUCAGUCAGUGUUCGGUUGGUCGUCCAAGGCAUCCGUUCAACCAUUCCAGGCGGUGGAAAUCCAGGAGGCUCCCAAGGAACAGCAGCGCAAUCCACUACUACCCAUUGAAGCUCCCAAAGUCAGCAGCAGCGACACUGUCCUGGAGAUCACUCAUGCUGCAGCCAACAACAGUCGGGUCAACAAGAAUAGCUACCAAUUCACUGGCAAGACUGAUGAUAUUGAUGCUCGUGUUGCGGAAGAUCCACUCUUUGUUACUGACUACGUCCAAGGCAUGUUCGCUCACUUUCGCGAGAAGGAAAAGACAACAGCAGUGCUACCCAUGUACAUGGAGGAGAAUCAACCUCACAUCAACGAGAAGAUGCGAUCUAUCCUUGUGGAUUGGCUGGUGGAAGUUCACAUGAAGUUCAAGCUCUCCCCUGAGACUCUCUAUUUGACCAUCAACCUUAUUGACCGCUAUCUGGAACGUCGGGAAGUUGUGCGCAGCAAUCUUCAGCUGUUGGGUGUCACAUGCUUGAUGAUUGCUUCCAAGUACGAAGAGAUCUGGCCUCCAGCCGUCCAAGAGCUCGUCUACAUUUGCGACAAUGCCUACACUCGUCCCCAGAUUAUCAAGAUGGAGACUCAAGUCUUGAGAGUCCUUCAAUACCAAAUCACGCAACCAAGUGCUCAAACAUUUCUGGUCCGAUACCUCAAGGCCGCUCAUGCCGACAAGGAAAUGACCCAGUUGGCGUGCUACCUGUUGGAUGGAACACUACUUUCGUACUCUUUGUUGCAAUACCUUCCCAGUGAGUUGGCGGCAGCAGCAGUGUUCGUGGCCCGAGUUGCAUGCAAUCGACACCCUUGGAGUCCUACUCUUCUCAAGUACUCUCAAUACCUGGAAGAGGAAGUCAAGCCUGUUGCUCAGGCUCUCUUGGAAGAAAAGUCUGGCCUGUCCUUGGAUUUGCUUUCGGUCAACAAGAAGUACAGCAGCUCACGCUACGGAAACGUUGCUAACAAGCCCUUGCGCGUCGACUUCUAGAUCGCUGCAUGCUACCCCUGCACCCCUUUACCAUUCAUCAAGUCAAUCAAACUCAUAUUUUCAUACUACACUACAACAACGUCGGAGUACACCAUGAACCAAGCAGUGCCUUUUCAUCCCGCCUGCUGAUCACAGAAUGUCUGGUGUCUUCCGUUUGUGCUACCUUUCAUGUCAAUGAAUGACAUUCGAAACAAUAGAACCACCUCAUAACAACAUAAAGAUUGACUCAACCCCC